AUGUCUCAAUUCAAGCGACAGCCACCACCCCAAAGCUAUGCAGUGGUCUCAUUCCCAGCGCCGCAUGUCAUGCUGGUGAUCUUCAACCGACCCAAAGCUCUCAACUCCAUGACAAGUAGCGGACAAUACGAACUGGAAUCUCUAUUCGCGUGGUACGACAACGAGCCCACGCUCCGAUGCGCAAUUGUGACAGGCGCUGGGCGCGCCUUCUGCGCCGGUAUGGACCUGAAAGAAUGGAACGCAUCUAAUGCGCGCCGUGCGCGCGGUGAGCUCGAGCCCCCCAUGAUGCCGCGGUCAGGGUUCGGCGCGCUAUCCCGGCGACACGGCAAAAAGCCCGUUAUCGCAGCAGUGAAUGGACUUGCCUUUGGUGGGGGAAUGGAAAUUGUUGCGAAUUUGGAUCUGGUUGUUGCGGCGCGCAGUGCAAAAUUCGCACUUCCUGAAGCAAAGCGUGGCGUUGUUGCUAUGGCGGGUUCAUUGCCCAGGCUGGCGAGGACUAUUGGUCGUCCGCGUGCGACAGAAAUGGCGCUUACGGGGAAGAGUAUUACGGCUGAUGAAGCUAGGGAAUGGGGGCUUAUCAAUGCUGUUACGGAUGAUGCUGCUGGUGACGCGGAGGUUUUGGAGAGGCCUGUUGUGAAGGCUGCUUUGGAAUUGGCUGCUAGCAUCGUGGAUAAUAGUCCCGAUAGUGUGAUUAUUAGCCGGGCGGGAAUCGUUGCUGGGUAUGAGGAUGGCAGUUCGGAAAAUGCCAGUCGGCUCUUGAGUGAGAAUUGGGGUUCUGCGCUUGAUGAUGGCCAGAACCUGCACGAAGGUGUGCUUGCAUUUGCUGAAAAACGGCCACCAAGAUGGGUGGACAGCAAGCUUUGA
Molecule: messenger RNA, 861 nt
Organism: Penicillium olsonii
Lineage: Eukaryota; Fungi; Ascomycota; Eurotiomycetes; Eurotiales; Aspergillaceae
Source: the annotation of a GenBank genome assembly